Molecule: messenger RNA, 2048 nt
Organism: Helobdella robusta
Lineage: Eukaryota; Metazoa; Annelida; Clitellata; Rhynchobdellida; Glossiphoniidae
Exons: 8
Coding region: 338-811 (157 amino acids)
Biological process (GO): proton transmembrane transport
Cellular component (GO): proton-transporting V-type ATPase, V0 domain
Molecular function (GO): proton-transporting ATPase activity, rotational mechanism
Source: RefSeq, a predicted model, not a curated record
AUUUUAAAUGAGAAGCAUUUGCAUGCAACAUAACAUACAUACAAGAACAUAUUUAUGUAGUGAUUGUUGUACAUUGAUAAGAAAAAUAAUUAUUAAUCAUAAUUGUUAUAAUUAUUAGAUUAUAACUUAUAAGUUAGAACAAUCUAAAAAGAAUUUUGUUCAAUAUUUUGGUGAAAUUUAGAGAAAAAUUUCUGUUUGAAAUUAUCUAAAUAAAUAGAAAAAGCUAGAUCUGCCAAAGCCAACAAGUCUGUUACAUAAUUAUUAUUGAUUGGUCUUAAAUUCGUGUGAUUCAGUGUCACUUUGUGGGGAAUUAGUGAAAAAAAGCAAAGAAUAAAAAAUGUCUUCAGAGUUGUCCCCACCAUAUGCUCCAUUCUUUGGGGCCAUAGGUGCAGCCUCUGCUAUUGUGUUCAGCUCUCUGGGUGCGGCCUACGGUACGGCCAAGUCGGGGACUGGCAUAGCAGCCAUGGCCGUCAUGAGACCCGAGUUGAUCAUGAAAUCCAUCAUCCCUGUUGUCAUGGCAGGUAUUAUUGCCAUAUAUGGGCUUGUAGUGGCUGCCCUAAUUGCUAACGACAUCAAGUCCGGAUACACUUUGUUCAAAGCGUUCCUGCAUCUGGGGGCAGGAUUGAGUGUGGGGCUUUCAGGAUUGGCCGCGGGGUUCGCCAUUGGGGUCGUCGGAGAUUCAGGUGUUCGAGGAACCGCUCAGCAACCUAGGCUUUUCGUCGGAAUGAUCCUAAUCCUGAUCUUUGCUGAAGUUCUUGGUCUAUACGGACUCAUCGUGGCCCUAAUCCUCUCAACUAAGAGUGUAAAUUAGAGUAAUUAAUAAUAAUAAUAAUAAUAAUAGUAAUAAUAAUGAAAUAAUAAAUUAUUUAUUAUUACAAUAUUUUUCUAUUUAUUUAAUUUAUUAAUUAAAUUAUAUUACGUACGCUAACUCUUAAGAAUAAUUGAUUUGUAAUCUGGUGGGAUUUGAGUUAAACAAAAAAAAACUAGACGUUAUACUGGUGAUUAUGUGUAUUUUUUUGGUUAAACUUUAUAAUAAUAUUAAUUAUAUAAUGAAAAUCAUUAUUGUCGUUAAAUUUGGUUGUAUAUAUAUAUAUAUAUAUAUGUAUAUGUGUAUAUAUUAGUAGCUGCAAAUUUGUCAUAGAUGCGUUUAGUUUCAUUUUUCAUUCCAGAGAAUAGUGUUUCAUUCAUUCAAUCAUUCACUCCCUCGCUCUCUCAUUCCUUUAUUUAUUUAUUCAUUCGUUCGUUCAUUCCUACACUCUUUCAUUCCCUAUUAUCCUCAUUCGUUAAUUGAUUCAGAUAUUUCUUUUUCUUGCAGUUUCACUCAUACGUUUAUCACACCACACUCAAUCUUUAUGGUUAUUAUUAUUAUGUUGUUGACUAUUAUGAUUAUUAUUAUUAUCAUUAAGAUUAUUAUUCUUAUUACAUUUUCAAUAAAAUUUUUCCAAAAAAAUUAAAAUUUCUGAUUAGUUAGAUACGUUUGUUGUUGUUGUUGUCUUAUAAUAAUGAGGAUAGUAAUAAUAAUUAUUAUUUAUUAUUAAAUUAUUUUAUUCAUAAUUUUUAAUUAUCACCAGCUGGUAUAUAGAUGUCUUCAUAUAAUGAUUUGAAUACGUCAACGAAAAUAAGUUUAUGACUACAUGAAUAUGCAUUUAUUCAUUCAUUCGCACUUUCAUAUAUUCAUCCAUAUUUCAUUCACACACUCGCUCCUUCUUUCAUUCGUUUUCAUAUUAAAUUAAUCUAUCUAUCUAUCUAUCUAUCUAUCUAUCUAUCUAUCUAUCUAUCUAUCUAUCUAUCUAUCUAUCUAUCUAUCUAUCUAUCUAUCUAUCUAUCUAUCUAACUAUCUAUCUAUCUAUCUAUCUCUAACAAAUCUAAGUGCAUAAGAAUAUAAGUAUACUUACACAGACACAUAAAUGCGCACACACACACAUAUAUAUAUAUAUAUAUAUAUAAAUUACUAUAUUAUUAUCACUGUUAUUACUGAUAUUAUUAUCAUUAUUAUUAUUGCUAUUUCAAAAUUAUAGACUAGCGAGUUUUCAUAGUAAAUUCAAAAC